UCUGGGGCCCGGGGCAGGCGUGGUGGUUAAUCGACUCCUGCACGCUGCGAGAGGCGCGCGGGGGCCGAGGGUGGAGACGGAGGGACGGGACUAAGGGAGGACGGAGGGACAACCUCAGCCCCUUUCGGGGUGUUGUGCUUUCAGUCUUGGCAUCGGGAGGGAGACGUCUUCACCCCCGGCCCUUCCUGUUCCUCCCUUUCCCCUAUCCACCGCGCAGCCGUCUGCCUCUGUUUGUCCAUUUUUGAGGCGUGGGGGAGGGGUGGAGCUGGGUCGGCCACAUCCCCGCUCCGCUCACUACCGCGGCGACAGCGACGCGGCGCAGCUGCUGCGGUCAGUGCGUUCGCCGUAUGGGUGUGUUGGUGAUCCCAGUGCCGGUGAGCUCCAGAGGGCUCAGCGACUUGCCCGAGUGUACACAAGUGGAAAGAAAUGGAGCCAGGACGCUCUCACGCGCUUUUGGGUUCCGCUCUCCCCGGUCAAGUGUCCGGUUCAGAGACCUGGAGUUCUUUCUCAUUGUUGGAAUGGAUCAGGUUAACAAAAGCAGACUUAUCUUCCAGAGGGCCGAGAGGCUGUUUUGUCAAAAGGUCUUGGAGGCAAGUUAACUAACGUGACUCCAGUGUCCAGGCGUGAGCUGUAAGCUUCAAUGACAGUAACUUUGGUAGUGAAGACCCCCUCAGGUUCCCAGGAGAUGGACUUGGAAGCAGAGAACCAUGAAGUAUGCAACGACCACAGGCAGAUGAAGCAUAUUCCAUUGGCCCCGCUCCCUCUCAGCAGAGCUACCUUUCUAUGGAGAAAAUCAUUCACGUGGCCAAGACCUCUGCUGCCCAGCUUUUUUUCUGGAAAGGUGAUAUUGUCAGAUAGUGAACUGAAGAUAAAUGAGGCUAUCCAUCCAGGAUAUGGUUUUCUUUCCGAAAACACGGAAUUUGCCGAACUGUGUAAACAAGAAGGAAUUCUUUUUAUAGGUCCUCCUUCAUCUGCAAUUAAAGACAUGGGUAUAAAGAGCACAUCCAAAUCCAUAAUGGCUGCUGCCGGAGUGCCUGUUGUGGAAGGUUAUCAUGGCGAGGACCAAUCAGACCAGUGCCUGAGGGAGCACGCGGGGAGAAUCGGUUAUCCUGUCAUGAUUAAAGCCGUCCGUGGUGGAGGAGGGAAAGGCAUGAGGAUUGUCAGAUCCGAAGAGGAAUUUCAAGAACAGUUAGAAUCAGCACGGAGAGAAGCUAAGAAAUCUUUCAAUGAUGAUGCGAUGCUGAUUGAGAAGUUUGUAGACACUCCAAGGCAUGUAGAAGUCCAGGUGUUUGGUGACUACCAUGGCAAUGCUGUGUACUUGUUUGAAAGAGACUGUAGUGUACAGAGGAGGCAUCAGAAGAUCAUUGAGGAAGCCCCAGGGCCUGGUAUUAAACCUGAAAUAAGAAAAAAGCUUGGAGAAGCUGCAGUCAGAGCUGCUAAAGCUGUAAAUUAUGUUGGAGCAGGAACUGUGGAGUUUAUUAUGGACUCAAAGCACAAUUUCUACUUCAUGGAAAUGAAUACAAGGCUGCAAGUGGAACAUCCUGUUACUGAGAUGAUCACAGGAACUGACUUGGUGGAGUGGCAGCUUAGGAUUGCAGCAGGAGAGAAGAUUCCUUUGAGCCAGGAAGAAAUAACUCUGCAGGGCCAUUCCUUUGAAGCUAGAAUAUAUGCAGAAGAUCCUGACAAUAACUUCAUGCCGGGGGCUGGGCCAUUAGUGCAUCUCUCGACCCCUCAGGCAGACCUUUGCACUAGGAUUGAAACUGGAGUGAGACAAGGAGAUGAGGUUUCAGUGCAUUACGACCCCAUGAUUGCGAAGCUGGUUGUAUGGGGUGCAGAUCGCCAGGCAGCCUUGACAAAACUGAGGUAUAGCCUUCGUCAGUACAAUAUAGUCGGACUGCACACCAACAUUGACUUCCUCCUUAACCUGUCUGGCCACCCAGAGUUUGAGGCUGGGAACGUGCACACAGAUUUCAUCGCUCAGCACCACAAAGAACUGUUUCCCAGUAGGAAGGCCACAGCUAAGGAGUUUUUAUGCCAGGCAGCUCUGGGUCUCAUCCUCAAGGAGAAAGCUGUGUCUGAUAUUUUCAACAUUCAGUCACAAGAUCAGUACUCCCCUUUUGCAUCCAGCAGUGGAAGAAGACUGAAUAUCUCUUACACAAGAAACAUAACUCUGAGGGAUGGUAAAAACAAUGUAGCCAUAGCUGUAACAUAUAACCAUGAUGGGUCGUAUAGCAUGCGGAUUGAAGAUGAAACUUUCCAAGUCCUUGGUGAUCUUUGUACUGAGGGAGACUGCACUUACCUGAAAUGUUCUGUUAAUGGAGUUGCUAGUAAAACUAAGCUAAUUAUCCUGGAAAAUACUAUUUACCUAUUUUCCAUGGAAGGAAGUACACAGAUUGGCAUUCCAGUCCCCAAAUACUUGUCUUCAGUGAGCUCAGUUGGAACUCAGGAAGGAGCCGUAGCUCCUAUGACGGGUACCAUUGAAAAGAUAUUUGUGAAAGUUGGAGACAAAGUAAAAGCUGGAGAUUCUCUAAUGGUUAUGAUUGCCAUGAAAAUGGAGCACACCAUAAAGGCUCCAAAGGAUGGCACGAUCAAGACCAUGUUCUACAAAGAAGGUUCUCAGGCCAACAGACAUGCUCUUUUAAUCGAGUUUGAGGAAGAGGCAUCUGACCAAAGAAAAGCAAAAUAAACUCCGUCAAAGAAAUGCCCCGUUAAGCAGUAUCUUCAGUAUAGUAUCUACGCGAAAAAGAGAAAGUGCCUUCCUGCUUUUCUCGGAGUCUAAUAAGCAGCAGUUUUACUAAAUGAUUAUUAUUAAACUAAAACACAUUUUUAUCUUUGAGAAUCAUGUACUUGGGUCACCACUACAAUAAAUUAUCUCAAAAUAUUUCAUACUAAUAAAUUGUAUUUUAUUGGAA
Messenger RNA from Mustela erminea (ermine), 2912 nucleotides. RefSeq names its product methylcrotonoyl-CoA carboxylase 1 (gene MCCC1). Lineage: Eukaryota; Metazoa; Chordata; Mammalia; Carnivora; Mustelidae. Gene Ontology annotation, cellular component: mitochondrion. The record is from RefSeq and is a predicted model, not a curated record. Bases 641 to 2686 code for a protein of 681 amino acids. Gene Ontology annotation, molecular function: ATP binding; methylcrotonoyl-CoA carboxylase activity; metal ion binding. The transcript is spliced from 19 exons.